AUGACUAUCUUUAAUAGACUCAAUCUGGGCAUCGCUGUGGGCAGUUUUGCUAUAUUUCAACUUAGCUAUCAUGUGCUGAGUUCUUGGCUAUCUUCACGCCUAACAUCUGGUUUUAAUAAUCUUGACCAAAAGAAGAAAAUUGAAUGGAACACAAGGACAGUAUCUACGUUCCAUGCCUUGGUGGUUGAAAUAUUUUGUGUGUAUAUUUUAUUGUAUGAUGAAGCUAUUAAUGCUGACCGUGUUUGGGGCGAUCCUUCUACAGUGCAACUAAACCUUGCUAUCACUGUAGGCUACCUCAUUUCAGAUUUGUUGCUUAUUAUUUGGCACUGGAAGGCAAUUGGGGAUGUAUUUUUUGUAACUCACCAUGUACUAGCUCUAUAUGCAUAUUACAUUGUACUGGAUAAAGGAGUAUUGGCUUAUUUUGCUAAUUUUCGUCUGCUUGCAGAAUUGUCUACCCCUUUUGUGAAUCAGCGGUGGUUUUUUGAAGCAUUGGGGUAUUCUAAAGCUUCAAAAGCUAACAUCAUCAAUGGACUGCUAAUGACCAUCAUGUUCUUCCUAGGGAGGAUCAUAGUCAUUCCAAUUUAUUACAACAGUGUGGCUUCUGAGUUUGGAACAGAAGCCUACUACAGAUUAGGAUUUGUAGCUCAAACCGCCUGGAUUGUCCCCAGUAUCAUAUUGGAUAUUAUAAACUUAAUGUGGAUGGUCAAAAUUACACGAGGAUGUUACAAGGUUAUUCGUCUCAUUGGACAAGAAGAAGCCAAAACUCAUAAAAAUGGGAAAUCUGACAACACGAAGAAGAACAUUUAAUAGCAAUUCGGGGUUACAGCUUGUAUCUUCAACUGGGCCCCGAAAUCUAUUGACAGCCAACAAAGUGAGUAUGAGUCUUUUGCUACUAAAUCCAUUCCUCUUUUUUAAUAGCUAGGUUGAUGCAGUUUGGCUCAGUUGCAGCUUCCAAGUCAUUUUCAAGUUUGGUCCUACAUAAAAUACAUUGCAGUAGUCUAACUGUGAGGUAACAAGGGCAUGAAUCAUAGUUGCAAAUACAAAGUGAGGGGAAAAUUUGUAAGAAAAACAAAAUAAUUGGAAAUCUAUGGUUUACAUUAACUUCACAUAUGCUCUCUA
Molecule: messenger RNA, 1119 nt
Organism: Notechis scutatus (mainland tiger snake)
Lineage: Eukaryota; Metazoa; Chordata; Lepidosauria; Squamata; Elapidae
Gene: TLCD4
Product: TLC domain containing 4
Biological process (GO): lipid homeostasis
Cellular component (GO): membrane; endoplasmic reticulum
Source: RefSeq, a predicted model, not a curated record